Messenger RNA from Trichobilharzia regenti, 4017 nucleotides. NCBI's taxonomy places the organism in Eukaryota, Metazoa, Platyhelminthes, Trematoda, Strigeidida, Schistosomatidae. The record is from the annotation of a GenBank genome assembly.
AUGGGUUCUAUUCAGUCACUAAUAGAUGCUCCAGGAGGCUAUUCCAUUCUUCAAAAAAAUUCAGAAACCCGUCACUGUCGCUUUUGUGGGUCUGCUUAUAAUGAUAUUUGCACAAAAGGUGUAGUUCAUGCUUCAGGUCUGGAAAUUCACCAUCCUGCCGAACUGUGUGGUAUUUGGCUUGGAAAAUUAUACUUAAAUCAGAUUGGAAACCUUCGUUUGCAUGGGGAUUUUCGAGCAUCAUCAAUAUCUCCUUUACAUUGUACAGAAACUGAUGGCAAUUUUGAAUCGCUUCCGUCACCAUUAAUCACACUACCGAAAAGAUCUUGUCCUCCCACAAAGUCUCAUGUUGCAACAUUGCUCCGGCAUACUGACACUUCGAAAUUUCAAUCAACUUUAAGAGAAGAGUUUUUUUCUACAAUGGAUGUCAACAACCUCAGUACAACUCAAUAUGCUGAAUUAGAAGGGUGUCGUAUUAACGGAUGUUUGUUUGUUGAACAUGGGAAUUUGGUUUUCCAGGCUGUUAAUAAGCGAUCACGUAUCCCAUUUCUACUUAUCGACCAGCAAAUGGCUGGAUCCACUAGUGAAUGUGCUUCAUCAACAGUUCAUAGCAAUUCUAAGACGUAUAGCGUAGAUCAAAAUUCACUGCCGAUUUGUUCAUCUGUCGACAAUGGUUCUCAUUCAGUUAGCCUUGGUCGAAUAGGACAGAAGUGUUCAACUACACAUGGAGACAAUCAUUAUGGAUUGACAAACAAAUGCCCUGAAGAUACUAAACCGCGUCUCCCACCACCGCCUUUAAGACUAUCCUGGCCAUUAGUUACACUGCGUCGUUUUGGUUUCUAUGGGAAUAGUUUAUUUAAAGUGGAAACAGGCAGACGAGCUCCACGCGGUGAAGGACUUUAUCUAUUUCGUAUUAAACAUUUGAGAGAAUUUAAAAAAUCAUUUGAGACAUGUGUACAUCAUCGUCGUCAUGAGACCUUGUCAGCGCAUCAUUUGUCAUUAUCAUCACCAAUAAAAUUAACUGCUGCCACCUCUUCCACUGGCAAUCCAGAGACUCGUUCAUGUCAUCGUAAUACCAUUUCUACUAGUCAUCAUAAUCAUAAUAAAAUUGGAAAAUUUUCAUCCAUGAUGUCAUUUAAUAAAAUCUUUCAUAAACCAUCUUCAUCUUAUGGUGGUGGCGGUACAACACCUAUCAUCGAAACAUUGAAUGAAAAUCUGUUCAAUGGUCAAUGUGAUGAAAGUACAAAUACUGUAGAUAAUACUAACAAUAAUAAUAACACAUUACAAAAGCAUAAAAAUCAACAAUGUCCACCAGUUUUAUCGGAAAUCAAUAAUUUGGCCUUUUCAUUCGAUGAUGCAGAGAUUGAUUUACUUCAAAGUCAAAUCGGGCAUAAUAAUAAGAAGAAGAACAAGAGUAGUGAAAUACAACAACAGCAAAGACAAGAACAUCAUGAUCGUGUCUCCUCGAAUUGUUUACACUGGCUUCAAUUACAGAAUUCAAAUAUUAUAGGUUACAAUAAUAACAAUAAUAAUAGUGAGAAUAAUAAUAAUGACACUACUAAUAAUAGAAAUAAUCAACACCAUAGUCUACGGCGUUCUACAUUUAAGUAUUCCUGUCCACAACUUAUUGACACAUCAUCAUUAUCAGUAUCAACAACAAUGAAUCCAGUGAAUUGGAAUGCAGAUUGUGAUACUGUUGAUGGUCGUCACGGAGGUGGUAGUCACCAUCAUCAACACCGUCAGCAACCACAACAGCAGGUUACUCAUCGUUGUCAUGAAGGUAAAGACUGUUGUCAACAACACUGUGUUGUUAUGCAUCAUUUCAAUCGACGAUGUCAGCAUAUUCAUGAAGAAGGAGAUAGUAGGCAUAAUGACAAUAAUAAUAAAGAUAAGAAUUCUAUUGAUUUGUGUGAAACUAUCAGUGAUGAUGAGGAUAUAUCUAACCUGCCGGAAGCACCAUUACCGCCUGUGUACAAUACCGCUAUCACCACUAAUAAUAAUAAUGAUAAUACUGAUAACAACUCAUCCUAUUGUGAUAUAAUUCAAGAGCAAGGUAUCUGUCAUCAAAAAAUCUACGAUAAUAUAAUUGUUCUUAAUAAUAAUAAUAAUGCUAGUGAUAAUGAUAAUAGUAAUAAUGACGAUGAAAGUUGUCAUACACUGAUUCGACGGCCACCAACUGUACCAACAACGACUGCAUCAACAAGUCUUUGUAUAACUCAUCAAAGAUUAGACGCCUUAAAGCUAUCUGAAGAAGAAGAUGAAUACAAAAGAGUAGAGCAGCAGCAGGCUUGUGAAAACAAUUCUGAUAGACAAGAAAAUGUAGAUGGAACAACAGUAAGGAGAGGGAAUAUUGAUGAUGAGAUGUUGACAGGUGGCGGAGAACAGCAAAGGCAAUCACAAACAACUAAUCCUACUGCUAUCGGGACUAGUGAAAAUUCACCUGUCUUAAUGAAACAGUUAAUGUCAACGGUAUCAUGUUCGUCUGAUAUAAAUUUAUCGGAAAUGAUUGAUAAACGCAGUGGCGUCAUUAUAGUAGACAAUAAUAAUAGUAGUACUAGAGAUGAUAUUGUUAAAAAGUGUAAGAAUAAAUCACAAACUCUAAUUCUACCCAGACUACCAUCAUCACUAUCGACGUCAGCAUCAACAUCAUCAUCGUCUAAAAUGUAUCUACACGCAAGACAUGCAAGCCUGCCUAAUCCAAAUAUUUCUAAUACUAAUAGUAAUAAUAAUAAUAACAAUAGUGGUUCCAGUGUUAAUACUAGUCGUCGUGGUCAUAGUGAUGUUGACGAUAUGGAUGUUGGUGUGUCGUCUACUACUGUUACUCCAGGAACUUGUAGAAAAAGUCAAGAAGAGAAUUCAUUUCGUCAACAAAAGAAGUUAUCUUCUGAUUAUUUGUGUAAAAUACAUCGUAAUUUAAGUAAUUCAUCAGAUAAAAGGAAUACUGAUGUUCUAGAUAUGAUUACAGAGCAUGCACCAUAUUAUAAUUUAUCAAGUCCUGAAGCGUUAACUCAUCUUCAUUGCAGUGGAUUGUGUACAUCUCAAACAAUCACGUCGUCUUCAACACCCAAGGAAUAUAAACAAAGAUGUAUUCAUUCAUCGUCUAGUGUAUCAUGUCUUCCAACUACUAUUACUGAUAUUCGAUUAACUCGUCAAACAGUUGAUGAUAAAUCAUUUCUCCUGCACGAUUCACAAUGUUGUAAUGAUUAUCCAUCGCAUAAGAAACAAUCAUCUACAUAUAGUAUGCCUCCUCCUCUCCCUCUUCCUCUUAAUCAUCAACCAUCAUCGCCAUCAUCAUCGUCAAUCUCAAUGUCAUUAACUAUGGUCAAUAAUAGUAAUGGUUCUUUGACAAUGUCAAUGCCAACAACCACGCUGACGAUGACUACGACGACGACACCACCAACCACCACAACUGUUCCACGUAGACUAAAUAACACUGGACAUCGUCGAUAUUGUGAAAGGCCUACAAGUAUGCUGCAUUAUGCUACUUUAGAUUUCGGUCCGAUAACAUCAGAUUUACAUGUAUACAGAAAUGAAAAUACAACAGUAGAUACGACAAUGGAUCAUCAUUCUAAUGGGUACACUAGUUAUGGUAAUAGUAAUAACAAUACCACUUAUGAUAGUCAUAGUUCACAUUAUACUCCUGGUCAUAUUCAAAGAUGUUGUACCAUGACUGAUAGUAGCAGUAAUAAUAAUGUCAAUAGUUCACAUCAUAUCAAUGAUAAUUAUUGUUCACGUAUUUAUGGAACACUAACCGAUACACUGCAUUUACAACAACAUAUGCUAGAUUCACCUAGUCAAAAUCAUUUUUCAAGGUAUACAACCAUAUCAAACACUGGCACCACUACUUCUGCGACAAAUACAACUACUACGAGUCAUAAUAGUAAUAAUAAUAAUAGUAAUGCUCAUGACGAUGAUGUAUGUCAUGAUGAUGGGACAGAUUCUGAUUUACCAUCGAAUUAUGUGGCUAUCUGUCAACUGCAAACAUUGGCUAUGCGUGCAGUGUUGAGUGCAACUACCUAA